CAAAGAUUAAGAUUAUGAGAAAUUAACCCUUGUUAUUUGCACUACACUAUAUUAGUAUUAAAGUAUUAAUCUAAAAAUUAGUAAUGAAUAAUAUUAUAGUUAUCGGUCUGCAAUGGGGGGAUGAAGGUAAGGGCAAAAUAGUAGAUUACCUUUCUGAGAAAGUAGAUGCAGUUGUUAGAUUUCAGGGUGGAAACAAUGCUGGACACACCAUAGUAGUAGAUGAUCAAGUCUAUAAAUUAAAUUUGCUACCCUCCGCUGUUUUAAGACCUAACAAGAUAUCUAUUAUAGGAAAUGGCGUUGCUCUUGACCCACAUGCAUUAAUCUCAGAAAUUGAAUUAUUGAGAGUGAAGCGGAUAGAUAUAAACCCUAAUAAUUUAGCAAUAUCAGAAAGUUGUCCUCUAAUAUUAAGUGUACAUAAAGAUAAAGAAAGACUAUUUGAAGACUUAAAUGGAAAUCAUAAAAUUGGAACUACAAAUAAAGGUAUAGGUCCGUGCUAUGAAGAUAAAGUGGGAAGAAGAGCGAUACGUCUCUGUGACUUGGAAAGCGAGGAUGAGUUAAAUCAAAGAAUAGAAACUCUUCUUAAUUACCAUAAUGCAAUCAGAAAGGGCUUGGGUAGCAAAUUAGUAAAAAAAGAAGAAAUGAUAAAAGAGCUCCAAAAAAUCUCAAAAAAGAUUCUUCCAUAUAAGAAAUCAGUAUGGAAGGUAUUAAAUAAUCUGGUGACGGAGAAUAAGAAAAUAAUAUUUGAAGGAGCUCAAGGUACGUUCUUAGACAUCGAUCAUGGGACGUAUCCAUUUGUGACUUCAAGUAAUACUAUAGCAGCACAGGCAAUAACGGGCUCGGGAUUAUCUUCAAGAGCUAAUGUUAUUGGAAUAGCAAAAGCCUAUACAACAAGGGUUGGCAACGGUCCAUUUCCUACUGAGCAAAAGAAUGAAAUAGGAGAUAGCUUGUUUACUGCAGGAAAGGAAGUGGGAACGGUAAGCAAUAGACGAAGGCGCUGUGGGUGGUUUGAUGCAGUCUUAGUGCGUCAAGCCGUGAAGCUUUCUGGAGUUUCGUGUAUUAUACUAACUAAAUUGGAUAUACUUGAUUCAUUUGAUAAUAUUAAAAUAUGUACUAGAUAUCAGUAUAAUCAUGAAGAGUAUGAUCAUUUACCAGCAUCACAUGUAAUACAAAAAGAACUAGAACCAAUAUAUGAAGAAUUCCCUGGCUGGAAGGAGGAUACUCAAGGUAAGCGAUAUACUGAAGAUCUGCCUGCUAAUUUGAUAAAAUAUGUAGAAAGAAUAGAACAAUUAAUAGGCGUACCGGUUAAUCUAAUUUCAACCAGCCCAAAAAGAGAAGAUAUUAUCACACUAAAGAGAACUAUUAACGAAGUGCCAUUUAAUGAACAAAUUUACUAAUGUUUGCAUGCCUAAUUUUAAAAUAUCUGCUUGAGUUUUUAUAUAAAACAUUAAUGCAAAUAGACAUGAA
This is a messenger RNA of Cinara cedri, 1464 nucleotides long. The record is from the annotation of a GenBank genome assembly. NCBI's taxonomy places the organism in Eukaryota, Metazoa, Arthropoda, Insecta, Hemiptera, Aphididae.